Molecule: messenger RNA, 6097 nt
Organism: Pseudophryne corroboree (corroboree frog)
Lineage: Eukaryota; Metazoa; Chordata; Amphibia; Anura; Myobatrachidae
Gene: FANCD2
Product: FA complementation group D2
Exons: 44
Coding region: 309-4619 (1436 amino acids)
Biological process (GO): homologous chromosome pairing at meiosis; double-strand break repair involved in meiotic recombination; interstrand cross-link repair
Cellular component (GO): condensed chromosome; nucleus
Molecular function (GO): DNA polymerase binding
Source: RefSeq, a predicted model, not a curated record
UCAUCACCCUAUCCGCACUGCGCGCCUCUGUCUGUUGUCCAUCCGUGCACACGUGUGCACACGCCCCCAAACAGCCACACCCUCCCGCACCGUCUCCAGUCACCGCCCCUCUCGUGACCACAGCGGUCUCCGCCCCUCGCCUGACGUCAAAGUCACCGCCUCUCUCACAACUCCGGCAGUCACCGCCCCUCGCUCUACGUCAGACGGCGCGAACUGCAAAGGUGAAAGUUACUACAGCCGCCCGGACACCGCUCACAUACCGGGGACCUACCGGAGACCGGGGGAUAAUCUUUCUCUAUAAUUCUGCAAUGAUGGCAAAACGGCGUCUGUCUAAGUCAGAAGAUCGUGAGGAGCUCGGUAGCACCACCAAAACUAAGAAGCGACGUAUAAGUAAUAAGAAGCUGAAGCCUCAGGAUGACGUGGUGAAGAAUGACGGUGUCUUUGCGCAGCUGCUGAUCUCCUCCGGAGUGACGCUGAAGUCUGGCGAGCAGCAGAAUGAGAUUGCUGUGGAUCAAACGGUUUUCCAGAAGACACUUCAGCAAGCCCUGAGGAAGCAUCCCGGAUAUCCAGAUGUGGUGAUCCCAGAGUUCAUCAGUGGACUUGAAUCUCACAUUGAGGACCGUGAGCGAUUUAGGAAUUGCCUUCUUCCGUGUGGGCGCUCUAAUCCGGAGGAGGACGCAAGCGUUACAGUUGUGGGGUCAUUUCAUGACAGCCUGAUAAAGCUUCUCCUGGGCAUUGAGAUGUUGCAGGAGUCUGUUAUAAACCUGCUGUUUGAGAAGCUGCCGGAGUUCCUGUAUGACAGUUUUGGGAGCGAUGGCAUCAGUAUUCCUCGUCUGAUCAUCAACCAGCUGAAGUGGCUGGACCUUGUGGUUAGCGGGAAGGAGCUGACCACUAAGAUAAUGCAGCUCGUUACUGUGGCUCCGGCUGACGUCCAGCAACAUAUUAUCAGCAGUCUUCCUGAAAUCCUGGAGGACACGGAGCACAAUGAUGUCGCCAAGGAGCUGAGCUCCCUGCUGCAGCAGAACACACAGCUCACCAUGCCCAUCCUAGAUGCCUUCUCCAGCUUGAACCUGAGCCCGGAGCUGCUCUCGGAGGUGCGGGACUGGGUCAUGUCCAGCCUCUCUGCCGUGGACCUGGAAGUUGUCCCUGUCAUAGUAAAGUUCAUCCUGCACACAGUGACGGCCGCAGAUGCCCUGGAGGUGAUUUCCGAGCUACGGAGGAAGCUGGAUGUGGAGUCGUGCGUCUCCCCUUCCCAGAUACAAGCCACUCAGAGCAAGAUGGCGAAUAAAGCCAAGGCUGGUUCUGCAGCCAUUCCGGCAAAGAGCAGCCAUGACUGUGUCACCCUCCUGAUGGAAGUGAUCAAGUCAGCGGUCUGGUUCCAGAAACACGUGUGUGAGGCUUGGAUCAGGGCUAUAGAAAGUGUGGAAUCGUCAGAGGAUUACAAGGUGACAGACUUUCUAGUGCUGCUAAUUCUUUACACAACAAACAGCAACAGCAAGAAGCAGGUGGAACGUGUGCUGAGGACCAAGAUCCGCACAGGCUGCAUCACAAACCAGUUACUGCAGAACACCUUCAGGAGUCACACACAGGUCUUAAUGUUUUACUUUCCAUCUAUCCUGUCCCUGGCGCAGACUCUCCUGAGAUCAGCUGAGCCCAGUGUGGUCUCGUUUGGCAGCCAUAUGUAUAAGCAGGCCUUCACCGCAUUUGAUCGUUACUGCCAGCAGGAGCUGAUAGGCGCGCUGGUGACUCACGUCUGCAGUGGUUAUGCUGACGAGGUGGACACGGCACUUGAUGUUAUAAUGGAUUUAGUGGCCAGUCACACUGCUGCCGUGGCGCUGUACGCAGUCUUCAUAAAGGGUAUAUUAGACUAUCUGGACAAUCUCAAUGCCCAACAGAUCCGCAAACUCUUUCAGAUUCUCUGCACGCUGGCAUUUAGCCAGGAAGGUAUUCACAUCCAGGAUGAGAUGCACAUUGUAAUCAGGAAACAGCUCUCCAGCACCGUCCUGAAGUACAAGCGUAUCGGAGUCAUUGGGGCUGUGAGGAUGGUGGGAAGCAUGGCCGUGCGCGACAGGGGAAACGUAGAUACCAGGAAAUCAGAGAAGCAAGCCCUGGGUGCAAACAUCUUCCGCCAGGUCACGUCUCUCCUGGAACUGGCAUGCACCUGUUGCGAGCAGUCAUCCGAGUCCGCAGCGUUUUAUUAUGAUGAGCUGGCGGAUCUAGUACAGAAGAGAAACCUGGACCCCCAAGUUAUGGAAUACGUGAGAAAGGGCGUGGUGGACGAUUUUCAGGAAGACUAUGUGGUGGACCUGGAGCAGCCAGUGGAAGGAAACCACGUGUUCCCGGUGAAAGCCAUGUACAAUCUGGAAGAGGAUGAGAGCCAGGGUGCCGUAGUCAUCAAUCUCCUCCCCCUUCUGUCACAUGACAUCAUUAAUAAAGGCUGCCGCACCGACAAUCAAGGAAGCCUCGUGUCCUCUCUCUGCUUGUCCCCGUUUUUCCGGUUACUGCGGCUUUGCAUCGAGGACGAGUUUGACGGCAACUUGGAUGAGAUUGACGCAUUGUUAGGCUGCCCGUUGUAUCUCACAGACCUGGAUGUGAUAGAGAAAGUGGAGUCUCUGUCCAAACAAGAGCGGGAGUUCCUCUGCUCUCUCCUCUUCCUCGCCCUGAACUGGUUCAGAGAGGUCAUCAAUGCGUUCUGUAAGCAGACCAGCGCUGACAUGAAGGGGAAAGUCCUGACUCGGCUGCAGAACGUUACCUGGCUGCAGUCCGUUCUGGAGAAGAGUCUGGCAGCCUCUCCAGGUUAUAUUCCCCCAUCUGCUAACUUUGACUGUGAGCCGCUGGAAGGUGCACCAAGUGCUGCACCUGCUGUCACUGCAAGAAAGAGCAAGAAAGGCAAGAAGAGAACGUUGGCAGAUAGUAAAAACGCCUCUGCGGAAAGUUUGCAGAUUGAGGAGCAGCUGGACUCCGUCCCACAGGAGACACAGAAGAGCCAGCCAGAGAAGGAGAAGGAGGAGAGCACCAGGGCCUCUGUCAGCCUGAGCAGCUAUCGUCCAUACUUCCGGGAGCUGGAUCUUGAGGUGUUCACGGUUCUUCACAGCGGUCUUCUUACACGCUCCCUUCUAGACUCUAACAUGUGUACAAAGGUGACGGACGUGGUACAGCUGGGCCCGGCAGAGCUGGUUUUCCUCCUGGAUGAUUUGUCUCACAAAAUGGAGCACAUUCUGGCAGAAACAAAGAGAGCCCCGUUAUUGAAGGGUAAGGGAUCAAGAAACACUGAGUUCUCACAUCUGCGCCAGAGGUCUCCGCAAGAAGUGGUGCAAGUCGUCAUUCAGCUCCUAAACCCCCUGUGCAACCACGUGGAAAACAUGCACAACUACUUCCAGACCCUUGUGACGGAGAAUCAUGGCGUGGUGGAUGCGCCGGGAGUGGACGUGCAGGAAUAUCAGUACAUGUCCUCCUCUUACCAGUUGCUGCUGCAGGUCUUCCACAUACUGUUUGCCUGGAAUGGCUUUUCGCAGCAUCACAACAGACAAUUGUUGCAGUCAGCGCUUGGUAUCCUGGCCGGCAGAUUGAAGGAGACAGACGCAGAGCUGGCACUGGACGAGCUGGUCGGCCACAGCUUCAGUUACCUGCAGAACCUCAGCAGCAGCGUCCCGUUGUUCUCCUCUGCCCUGUGCCUGACUCAGCUGCUGAUCACACUGGCGGAGAAGGCCGAUGCCGCACCGUACCGCAGCAAGAUCGCUCUGAUUGUGAGGCAGUUCCUGUGUCAGUCGUGGGUGCACCCUAGUGGUGAGCGUGAGAAGGGCAUCCGGUUUAAUGAGACCCUGCAAAGCCUUCUGUGUAUUUACCUGCAGUACACCGAUGUUCCUAAGGCUGUGGAGGAGAUCUGUGGACUGGGAGUGUCGGAGCUGAUGAAUGCGGCUAAGGAUGGAAGUUCCACCACCUAUCCUACACUUACUAGACAAAGCUUUGCCGUGUUCUUCCGCGUCCUGAUGGAUAAGUUGGAGAAGUGUGUGAGAAGUAUCCCAGUUGGGAAGAAGUCUGAUAGUCUCCAGGUACAGACCGAGCAGCUUCUGCGCUGGAGUUUGACGGUCAGGAGUUUCCACAUUCUCCUUAACUUGAUUAAGGUGUUUGACAGUAGACCGAUGUUGAGCGUUUGCCUCAAGUAUGGCCGGCAGUUUGUGGAGACGUUCCUGAAACUUGGCAUGCCCCUUCUGGACUGCUGCUUUAAGAAACACCGGGAAGAUGUACAGAACUUACUGAAAAUAUUACAGCUCUGCACCCGGCAACUUCACCACGUAUGUGGUCACUCCAAAACACACCAGGAUACCGGACUGACAACACAUGUACCCCUGCUGAAGAAGACCCUAGAGCUGUUUGUCUACAGAGUGAAAGCCAUGCUGGUUCUCAACAACUGUCAGGAAGCGUUUUGGCUAGGGAACCUGAAGAACAGAGACUUGCAGGGGGAGGAAAUCUUAUCACAGAGCUCGCAGGGAAGCGAGACGGAGGAGGAGCAGGAGUCGCAGCUCCCCGCAGAGGAACAGGACGCAGCACAGGAGGAAGAGAGCGAGGGAAGUGACCAGGAGGCAGAACACGAGGAGCAGGAGGAAGACUCCGAUUAGCCAUCACACCCCUAAGGACUGUAUAUAACAGAGUAUGUCUUUUAUCUGUACGCCAUCAUAAAGCCACGUAUUGCUCCAGUCCCUAGAACGUGGCACAUCAGAACCAGCACCCGUCGCAGUCCUUUCCACAGUUCUGAUCUUCCCUGCAACGGCCAAGUUCUGUGUUAUGUAUCAUAUGUCACAUCUGGAGAUAAAAUGCAAUCUCGCUUCCAAUCGUUUCCAUUUCCAGCAGCUUCUCGUCUGCCUGCCCAGAGUUCAGGGGUUUAUACGUCAUUACAUUAUAUAGUAUAUCUAUUGUGUAUGUAUAAAGCAUUUGGGGACCCCCCAGUGAUCACAUCCCUGCAACACUCUAUAGUUUAUACGUCAUUACGUUAUAUAGUAUAUCUAUUGUGUAUGUAUAAAGCAUCUGGGGACCCCGCAGGGAUCACAUCCCUGCAACACUCUAUAGUUUAUACGUCAUUACAUUAUAUAGUAUAUCUAUUGUGUAUGUAUAAAGCAUCUGGGGACCCCGCAGGGAUCACAUCCCUGCAACACUCUAUAGUUUAUACGUCAUUACAUUAUAUAGUAUAUCUAUUGUGUAUGUAUAAAGCAUCUGGGGACCCCCCAGUGAUCACAUCCCUGCAACACUCUAUAGUUUAUACGUCAUUACGUUAUAUAGUAUAUCUAUUGUGUAUGUAUAAAGCAUCUGGGGACCCCCAGUGAUCACAUCCCUGCAACACUCUAUAUUAUACGUCAUUAUGUUAUAUAGUAUAUCUAUUGUGUAUGUAUAAAGCAUCUGGGGACCCCCCAGUGAUCACAUCCCUGCAACACACUAUAGUUUAUACGUCAUUACGUUAUAUAGUAUAUCUAUUGUGUAUGUAUAAAGCAUCUGGGGACCCCGCAGGGAUCACAUCCCUGCAACACUCUAUAGUUUAUACGUCAUUACGUUAUAUAGUAUAUCUAUUGUGUAUGUAUAAAGCAUCUGGGGACCCCCAGUGAUCGCAUCCCUGCAACACUAUAGUUUAUACAUCAUUACGUUAUAUAGUAUAUCUAUUGUGUAUGUAUAAAGCAUCUGGGGACCCCCAGUGAUCGCAUCCCUGCAACACUAUAGUUUAUACAUCAUUACGUUAUAUAGUGUAUCUAUUGUGUAUGUAUAAAGCAUCUGGGGACCCCCCAGUGAUCACAUCCCUGCAACACUCUAUAGUUUACACGGCUAUUGUCUCUUGGUAAAUGGCUGGUGACACAUGAAUAAGGUCCGGUAUUACAUGUGACUGUGAUAGGAUGGAAGCCAGGGUGACAACAGCCAUAUAUAAGAGUACACUGUAUAUAACCGUUUCUAUACUUGCUCAGAUGGAGAAUGUAAAAUAGAAUCCUGUAUCUCUUGUUAUAGGAGUAUGGAAGCUGAUGAAGUGAGCAGUACAAAGGAACAUUUCUUGCAUGUUACAGCUACAUUUCAUAUAGAACAACCUAUGUAAUAAACCAGUCUGUGUUGUAAUGUU